CCCUUUGGUCACCACCAAAACGUCAUUUACAUAUAUUUAUACAAAGUCUACAAAUGAGAGCAUAUUUACAUUCAUGUCAACAGAGUGAAACAGAAAGUACGAUCAUUGGCAUGAAUGGCGACUUGGCGAGCGGAUUCCGUGCGAUUGUUUAUCGUUCUCAUCGAGGUUAUAAGAUGUAUAGAGCUGCAAGUGUCCACCACGUCUCCGGUGGAGGCCCUUCUUCAUUCGGAUGUCGUGCUGCCCUGCACCUUCUCACACGGCAGCAGCCCGCUAAGGCUGGACCUGCUGGCGGUCAUCUGGAAAUGGGGUGACACCGUGGUGGCCAGCUAUGGACUGAAAGACGAUCUGUCUACGCCCCGGGCACGCCUGUCUGACGCUGAGCUGCGCCAUGGGAAUGCGUCCCUUCUUCUCAGCAACGUCACCAUCGCUGACCAGGGCCUGUACGAGUGCAGCAUCAUCUACCCGCCCGAUCAAUCGAAUGGCAUCGUGGAGCUCAAGGCUAUGAAUCCACCAAAGAUAUCAAUCAAGUCACGGCUUGUCACCCCCAACACCACCAACACCCUGCAGUGCACCUGCUCCGACUUCUACCCUGGCACCAUUAAAAUCUCAUGGCAAAGAGCGGAAGAAGUGAUCAGGGCACCGAGGGAGGAGCGGGCAGAACCAAAUGAGAACAGAACCUUCACAGCGACCAGUUACCUCCUCUUCACCCCGAGCUCCAAGGAUGCCAACGUUACCUUCUCCUGUGUGGCACAUCAUGUGGCAAUGAAGCAACCCGAGAGAGCCGACUUUCAGUUGGAAUUCCGAAGGCGCCCGCAAAUCAGAAUCACCCCGUCCAUUUUAACUCCUGACAAAGAACAAACGCUGACCUGUGAUGUGGACGGCUUUUACCCAGAAGGCAUUGCAGUGAGCUGGGUCGUCAAAGGAGAGGAGAUCUCAUCUAGUAAAGUGAGACGCAAAGCCGACGGCAACUACCGAAUGGCCGAGCACUACAUCCUGACACCGGGCGAGACGGACGCGGGGCAGGUGCUUAGCUGUAAAAUAUGGCAGGAAGGCUUUGAGUACCCACUGAUCGAGGAGUUCACCGUCAGACUUGAAGAUAAAAGUUCAUUUCAGCCGGCACUGAUUGGGGCGAUGUCUGCUGUAAUAAUACUGGCGCUUGCCUCUGGGAUUGGAUAUCUGAUAUGGAGAACUGUGCAGAAGCAGAAACUGAUUGUCUCAGACAUCAUUGUACCCACCAAGAUCAAGGUGGGGAAGAAAGUGUGCCUGACCUGCUCCAUCGAAGGGUCCGACCUCAAAGGCGUGACAGUAAAGUGGUUGGUGAAUGACAACCUGAUUUCAGACAAACUUCUCUGCGACACUCAAGAUGACUUUAACUUGUCCCUGCUGUCUGACAAUGACCCACAGUACUGGAUUGAGUUGCGAAAGAUUCCUUCCCAUGGCCGGAAACAAGUCCUGAGUUUCCUUCACUUUGUCGUCAGCCUCCAGGAGCAUAAAGGAGCUGAGUUCAAGUGCCAGGUGUCACAGGAGGGAAAGAUAACGUGCAUAGUGAGGAAGACAACAAUAGCACAUCUGACAGACUCCACAGAUUGUUGAUGGUGGCACCCUGUGGUUUGAAUUGGAGCAUUAACUAUAGAACAAGCUGAUGGCUGAGUAUUGUCAUGUGACUCUUGAAGAUGGAGGCUCAAUGCAGGACCAAACAGGCUAGCUCACCAGAUGAUCUUAACCUCCUCAACCUUCUUGAUUUGGAGACUUUGACCUUACCAACCAUUUGGAGUCCAUUAUUAAAGUGACACCUCAGCAUAGCCAUCUGGAUUGUCAGAUCCUCAUUAAUUUCAUCAGCCAGUAAGCCCUCACUGCGGUGUGUCCCUUUAGCUUGUAGUGGACAUCCAUGCUGCAGAGUCCGAUCACUCUCUGGGUAUGGGAGUUGGAAAAUAGCGAUCAUCUUUUUCAUAAUCCAUUGUGCUGCAAUGUAAAGGAUGGCCGACAUUAAGGGUUCAUUUAUUGUUGCAAAAUCAAAGAGGCCAGAUUUUGUGGACACCACAGGACACUGAAAUUGAAAAUUCUACUCAACUAAACCUUUGGUUUUGUACUUUGACUAAAAAUAAAGAAUAACAUUCUUGA
Messenger RNA from Polypterus senegalus (gray bichir), 2121 nucleotides. Its product is annotated as cell adhesion molecule 4. The transcript is spliced from 7 exons. Bases 115 to 1593 code for a protein of 492 amino acids. Lineage: Eukaryota; Metazoa; Chordata; Cladistia; Polypteriformes; Polypteridae. The record is from RefSeq and is a predicted model, not a curated record.